This is a messenger RNA of Carassius auratus (goldfish), 622 nucleotides long. RefSeq names its product snake venom vascular endothelial growth factor toxin ICPP-like. Gene Ontology annotation, molecular function: chemoattractant activity; growth factor activity; vascular endothelial growth factor receptor binding. The transcript is spliced from 5 exons. The record is from RefSeq and is a predicted model, not a curated record. Gene Ontology annotation, cellular component: membrane. The coding region runs from base 96 to 527 and encodes 143 amino acids. Lineage: Eukaryota; Metazoa; Chordata; Actinopteri; Cypriniformes; Cyprinidae. Gene Ontology annotation, biological process: induction of positive chemotaxis; positive regulation of protein phosphorylation; response to hypoxia.
AAUUAUCUAUGUAUUUUGCAAUCUCAGUCAUCAUGAGCACAUGGUGAGUAACAGUUUAAUCGGGAAAUAGGAUUCAAGUGAACCGUGUAAUCGGAAUGAUCAGCAGUCUAACGUUUGUCUCGCGAGGCAGAAGUUCAAGUAUAAUGCUACUUUUUCUGUGUGUGCUGUAUCUCGUCCUGUACCACCAGGCAUCUGGGAUGAACGUUCAGCAUCGUCAAAAGCGAAAUAUCGGCCAAAAGUCUGUUCCAGCAUGGAUGUUAUACGCACGCAGCCUUUGCGAGCCCCGUGAAACGCUUGUUAAAGUUGAGGAUGAAUUCCCCGAGGUGAUGAACAUGCGUAUUUUCCCCUCGUGUGUGCCCCUGAAGCGCUGUGGAGGCUGCUGCUCCGAUGAAGCAACGCUGUGUGUGAAUGUGAGCUCGUACACCACUGUGAUGCAGUUUAUGCAGUUGAAUGUGCAAGGGGAGACUAUUGAUCUGCAGUUUGUUGAACACAGCCAGUGUGAAUGCAGGUUCAGAGACCAGCUAUGAUGCUUACUGGAAACAGCUCAUCCAUGCCACAUAAAUUGUGAUCUGCUUAUUUAACCAGUUAUUUUAUAUUUUAUGGAGUUAUUUAAAUGAAUUCG